Molecule: messenger RNA, 864 nt
Organism: Dendrobium catenatum
Lineage: Eukaryota; Viridiplantae; Streptophyta; Magnoliopsida; Asparagales; Orchidaceae
Exons: 1
Coding region: 138-674 (178 amino acids)
Source: RefSeq, a predicted model, not a curated record
AAUUUCAGAGAUCUGCCUUGCUGUUCAGGUUCGAGCUUCCGUGUCGGCUUCUCUUCAAGUCUUCUCUCCGGGUGCGGGGUUGUGUGGGAGGAGGGAGAGAGAGAGAGAGAGACUCCACCGCAUCUUGCCGCAGCGAAAUGGAAUAUUCGGCGGUGAUCUUCGGCGACGGCGUCGACUUCUCUAGGCACAUCACGCGCGACCACUCCCGCAUCCCCGCGACGCUCUCCGUUCUUGCGUUGUCUGCAUCAGCGAUACUCCCCGUCGACUCUUCCGCUCUUCCGCGUGCUGCCGUCCGAUCAGACCCCUUCCGACCUCCCGCCGCUGUUCCCCGCACCCUUGUCCGCCGGAUGCGACGCAUCCGCCGCCGCAGCGCCACCGAAGACGGUGGCGAGGACGGCUUCUUUGAUGGUGGCGACGGUGACGACGGUCCCUUCGGCGGUGGAAGCGGGAGUGGAAAGGGAUGGGGUUCUUGGCGGCCGGGGGGAUCGGAGUGGGAAGAACCGGAUCGGCGCCCGUGGCUUUCUUCGUCGGCGGAUCCUGCCUUCGAUGUGGUUUAUGAGGUGCUUUGCUGGAUUGCGCUCUCGAAUUGUGCUCAUUUCGCUUUUAAAAAGAUGAGCCGGCUCCUAGCGGAAAGGGGGAAAGAUGUGUCGAUCAGAUUGGUCUUGCCUAUCUGAUGAACCUGGGUCCUCCAAUUCGGUCCCGAUUGGUGAUCCCUUUGUCUUUUCUCAAUCUAAUCCUGUCUAAAUUUUAUGUUCAUAAUCUUACAUGUUCUCUUCUUCUUUUCGUUUGUUAUUUCCUUAUGCUCUUCUCUAUUGGAUAGUAUUUAAAAGAUCAGGCGAGCAAAGGUACAUUUGUUUACAGUUA